Messenger RNA from Trypanosoma cruzi, 1221 nucleotides. RefSeq lists its product as uncharacterized. Gene Ontology annotation, molecular function: calcium ion binding. The transcript has a single exon. The record is from RefSeq and is a predicted model, not a curated record. Gene Ontology annotation, biological process: mitochondrial calcium ion homeostasis; calcium import into the mitochondrion. Gene Ontology annotation, cellular component: uniplex complex. NCBI's taxonomy places the organism in Eukaryota, Euglenozoa, Kinetoplastea, Trypanosomatida, Trypanosomatidae. The coding region runs from base 1 to 1221 and encodes 406 amino acids.
AUGCCUACUCCGAUUUGGGCGCUGCGGUUCAUUCACCCGCAGGGAUUUUCUCGGCAUUAUUCCGUGCGUCACCGGGGGGAGUGGUGGAGGCGACAUUCACUUGUUUGGGCCGCGUGCCAGUGGCGUUUUGUCUACGCGGCGACGAGGGCCGCGUUGACGCUCUCCGCAGGGUGGUUUGCUGCCACCACGCUUGGCGCCUCCGUGGCGUUUUGCCGCACCCUUGACACGCCCGAGUAUCUCAUCCCGUAUUAUCUGCGCGACGUCACCACCCGAUUCAAGCACUACGCGAGUUACCGUAAGCAUGGGAGUCGGUCAAAGUACAUGACGGUGGAGGACUUUGUGCGUGCGCUGUUGGCGUCAAAAGACAAUGACCCCCUGGACCCUUCGGUGGUGGAAAGCAUGACGCGACUCUUCACAGAGCUGGACGCCGAUGGCAAAACGUACCUUAGCCUGACUGAGUUCUCCUUUCUCAUGCUGCUGUUGACAGCCAAAAGAGAAGAUUUACGGGUGCUGUUUUUUGUGCUGGACAAGGACCGUGUCGGUAGUUUAAGCCUGGACGAGUUUGCUGGGGUGUUGCGUGGGUUGGGCCGCGACAUGAACGAGGCACAGCUGUUGACGCGUGGUCAAAAGAACGGUAUUGUGAGACGACUCUUUGGUGACGAUGGACAAAGCCGCUGCUCAUUUAGCCAGAUUGCAGAGACGGUCGAUGCCCUCAACGAGGAGGUAUGGACAGCCGAGUUCCGUCAAAUUGACACGGACCACAACGACCGCAUUACUGCCGAGCAAUUCGGAAAACUCAUCGCAAACCACAUGAUUGGGCGCCACCUUCCCUUCCACAUUGUAGAUAACAUACGAAAGUUACGGGGGAGUGGAGAGACCAUUACGCUUGAGAUGUGGAUCGGCUUUCAUCGUGUCAUGCAAUAUGCCGAUGCAUUAUCAGAGGCCGUGGAACUGUUCACCUCCUCAGGGCUCCCUUUGCGGAGAAAGGACUUCAACCGCGCAAUAAGGGCCGCGGGUCUGCCACCUUUUGCCGAUGCGGAGUUGGACCUUAUCAUGGCCCUUUUUGACCGUAAUGCAGAUGGCGUUUUGGAGUUUGAUGAGUUUAUUUCCGUGAUGCGGCAGAAGCUCAGCUACCACUACAGUUACCGCGGAGACCCACGAAAAAAGAAGAACCUCCCCGUGCGUUUUUUCGAGUGCGUUGGUGAAGUGUUGUCUCAUUAG